Molecule: messenger RNA, 394 nt
Organism: Andrographis paniculata
Lineage: Eukaryota; Viridiplantae; Streptophyta; Magnoliopsida; Lamiales; Acanthaceae
Exons: 3
Coding region: 1-312 (103 amino acids)
Source: RefSeq, a predicted model, not a curated record
AUGUGUUGUGGGUUGAGAAGAGAGAAUUAUCAUUCAUUCACGCGAUACAACAGCCCUAAUCUCUCUUCUCCUUCAUCGCGAUUUCUCACGAGCUCACCUGUGAAUCGAUUCCUUGAGGUUUUCCGGCGUGCCUCCAUUGACCGGUGCCUUCCUAGUCCGACGAGCUUUCUUCAAAGCAGUGAACACCAUGUUGUCACGACCAAUGGUGCGGCCAAAAUGAAGGAUGGCCAGCAAGAUGGACCAUCAUCUUCGUCCAUGAAACUUCAAACAGCUGUUCUUGGGGCCGAAAUGAUCGAAGUUGAGAAGGCGUAGUAAUAUUCGGACAAGGAGUGAUGCCUCUGCUGCUUCCAACGGGAUUCUCCCUUGUUGAAUCAUUAUUGUUUCCUUGGUGUCU